Messenger RNA from Arachis duranensis, 1984 nucleotides. Its product is annotated as L-ascorbate oxidase-like. Gene Ontology annotation, molecular function: oxidoreductase activity; copper ion binding. The transcript is spliced from 5 exons. The coding region runs from base 59 to 1855 and encodes 598 amino acids. The record is from RefSeq and is a predicted model, not a curated record. NCBI's taxonomy places the organism in Eukaryota, Viridiplantae, Streptophyta, Magnoliopsida, Fabales, Fabaceae. Gene Ontology annotation, cellular component: plasmodesma; extracellular region.
UAUAUUUCUAGAUAUACAAACAACCACUGCACCCUUAUAUACUUAUUUAAUUUUGAGAAUGAGGUUGAAAGGUGCAACGAGAACUAUUAGGGUUUGUUGGUCCAUAUGGUUAGGUUAUUUGAUAGUGUUAAUAUCAUUAUUAAUAGGAGGAAGUAGUAGUGUUAGAGUUAGAGAGUAUAAGUUUGAAGUGGGAUACAUGAAGAAGAAGCCAGAUUGCAUUGAGAAUAGUUAUGUUAUGGGAAUCAAUGGCCAUUUUCCAGGUCCAACCAUUAGAGCUCAUGUUGGAGACACUCUUCAUAUUUCACUCUUUAAUAAUAUUUCCACCAAUGAACCCACUUCUAUUCAUUGGCAUGGAAUUUCACAGCAUGGAACACCUUGGGCAGAUGGAACUGCUUCAAUUUCACAGUGUGCAAUAAACCCAGGAGAAACUUUCCAUUAUAGAUUCACUGUUGAUAAGGCUGGUACAUACUUCUACCAUGGACACUAUGGAUUGCAAAGAUCAGCAGGGUUAUAUGGUUCUCUAAUUGUGGAUUUGGCAUUGGGACAAAAAGAACCAUUUCAUUAUCAUUCUGAAUUCAACCUUUUGCUUAGUGAUUGGUGGCACAAUACUUCUUUUCAUCAAGAACUUUCCCUCUCUUCCAAACCAUUUCAAUGGAUUGGAGAACCCCAGUCUUUGUUGAUUAAUGGGAGAGGACAAUAUAAUUGUUCCAUGGCAGCUAAUACUAUGAAUAAUAAUGCGACGUUACCCCAAUGCAAAUUUAGAACAAGUGAUGAAGAGUGUGCACCACAGAUUCUCCAUGUUCAUCCAAACAAGACCUACAGAAUCAGAAUUGCUAGCACCACUUCCUUAUCUUCUCUCAAUUUCGCCAUUUCAAAUCACAAAAUGGUGGUGGUGGAAGCUGAUGGGAACUAUGUUGAUCCCUUUGAAGUUGAUGACAUAGACAUAUACUCAGGAGAGAGCUAUUCAAUCCUCAUAACCACAAAUCAAAACCCUAACAACAAUUAUUGGAUCUCAAUUGGUGUUAGAGGAAGAAAACCUAACACCCCACAAGCCCUAACAAUCCUAAACUACCAAAAAGCAUCUAUUUCUUCCUCUAAUAUUAUUAUCCCUAAUUCUCCACCACCAAUCACACCCCAAUGGAAUGAUUUUAACCGUAGCAAGGCAUUCACUAACAAAAUCCAUGCCCUAAUGGGUUCCCCUAAGCCUCCAACUCACUAUGAUCAUAGGCUUCUACUUCUCAACACACAAAACCUAAUUGAUGGCUACACUAAAUGGGCAAUUAACAACAUUUCCCUAGUGUUGCCACAAACUCCUUACUUGGGUUCCAUUAAAUUCAAGAUAAAUGCUGCGUUCGAUCGUAGACACCCGUCUGAGAAUUUUUCUAAUGGUUAUGAUAUUUUUAGCCCGCCGAUAAACCCUAAUGCAAAUUUUGGAAAUAGGGUUUAUAUGUUUAAUAUGAACCAAGUUGUUGAUGUGAUACUCCAAAAUGCAAAUGUGUUAUCCGGAAAGAACAGUGAUAUUCACCCUUGGCACUUGCAUGGACAUGAUUUUUGGGUAUUAGGGUAUGGAGAUGGAAAAUUCAAACAAGGUUAUGAUGAGAAAAAUUUUAACCUAAAAAAUCCGCCACUAAAAAACACGGCGGCCGUCUUCCCUUAUGGGUGGACUGCUUUGAGGUUUAGGGCAAAUAACCCUGGAGUUUGGUUCUUCCAUUGCCACAUUGAAGCUCAUUUGCAUAUGGGAAUGGGUGUGAUCUUUGCUGAGGGCGUUCAACUUGUGAAGGGCAUACCUAAGCAAGCUCUAGCAUGUGGCCUUACUAAGAAGAUAAUAAUGUCCUUCAACACAACUAAUAAUUAGUUUGAACCUAGGCACUCUAAUUGUAUAUGCCCUAGCCCUAAUUAAUUUCUUGUUAAUCUUAUUGUUACAAUAUAUAAAUACUAUAUCAAUAUACUAGCACUAAUGUUUCAAUUUCUAUGAUAUUUCGGU